Molecule: messenger RNA, 4459 nt
Organism: Spea bombifrons (plains spadefoot toad)
Lineage: Eukaryota; Metazoa; Chordata; Amphibia; Anura; Pelobatidae
Product: alpha-2-macroglobulin-like protein 1
Exons: 36
Coding region: 1-4350 (1449 amino acids)
Cellular component (GO): extracellular region
Molecular function (GO): endopeptidase inhibitor activity
Source: RefSeq, a predicted model, not a curated record
AUGAAGUUUGUCCUAUUAUCGAUCUGUCUGUCUGUCUUGGACUACACAUUCACCGAGGCUUCGGAACCUUAUUAUGUCAUCACCGUACCAUCCCAGAUGCAUCAUCCAUCCGUAGAAACAGUCUGCGCCACUUUCCUCUACCUAAAGGACGAAAUAAAUAUUAAACUGGAGCUGUACCGGGAUGAACAUUCUUACCUGCUGGCUGAAGAUAAAAUUAGUCUCCCCAAUUACUUUCGUUGUUUCCUUUUUGAGGUUCCUUUUGUGAAAGGAGGGGAAAAGCAAGUCUGGUUUUUCCACAUCUCAGCGCAAGGAGAGAACAUCAACAUCAACCAAACCAAGAAGGUCCUACUGGUCAAAGGAAAGCCUAUGACCAUCAUCCAAACCGAUAAACCCCUCUACAAACCCGGGCAGACAGUGAAGUUCCGGGUGGUUACUGUGGAUAAAGAUUUCUAUGCUCGCGAUGAUAAGUACCCGCUGGUGGAGCUCCGGGACCCAAAUGGAAACCGUAUUGGUCAGUGGUUGGAUGUCUCACCUGUACAAGGAAUUGCAGACUUCACCUUUCCCUUGGCAGAGGAGCUAACACUUGGAGAAUAUACGAUUACAAUUCCCAAUCAGUUUGUGAAAUCUUUUUCAGUUUCUGAGUAUGUACCAAAGAGGUUUGAGGUCAAUAUUUUUCUGCCAUCAAGAGAUGCCCUGACAGAUGACAUUUUUACAGUAAAAGCUUGUGGAAGAUAUAACUAUGGGAAGCCAGUCCUGGGCUCCAUUACCUUCUCUAUCUGUCUGCAAGCGAACAACCCAUGGGAAGUUUUAUUUGAAGAUGUUGAAGAAGAUGAUAUGAAGGCAGGGAACAGUGAAAUGUGUCAAAAGAUAUCAGCUGAACAGACUGAUAGCAGAGGCUGCGUUUCCAAAAACAUCGACCUUCGCCUAUUCAAUUUCUCAAACUCAGAUUCUGAACAACACUUAAAUAUCUCAUGCGUUCUAACAGAAGACAGCACUGGCCACAUGGAGACUGCAUCAACCACGAUCUCCGUAGAUAACCUUCAACAAAUGUAUUUUGUAGAUGUUGAAAGCUAUUACCAAAAGGGAAUUCCUUUCAGUGGAAUGGUGCACGUCAAGGGCAGAGAAGGACGUCCUAAGCGAAACACCACUGUUUUCCUGGAAGUGAAUGUUGAUGACAUUGAAUUAAACAUGGUUUUUUUGACCAAUGACAAAGGAAUUGCACAUUUUAAACUCGACACAUCAGAAUGGAAUGACUUAGUGUCACUCAGGGCUAAGUUUUCAUUGGAUGAAGAUGAAAAUAUUUUUUCGGAAGCAUUCAUGUGGUUGUACCCCUUUUACUCUGAGAGUAACAGCUUCCUGAAGGUGGAGAAAAUUUCAUAUCCGCUAUCUUGUGACACUGAGCAACCAAUCAGAGUGGAAUAUGUCAUCAACAUGAAGGAUCUUGGUCCCAAUUUUGACCAUCUUUCCUUCUUCUACAUGAUACUUGCUAAAGGUGGAAUCAAUGGUCAUGGGGAAUACAAAUUAAAUGUUGCAGGACAGUGGAAUGGCUCACCGCUGCAAGGCUCAUUCAUACUGAAGAUCCCUGUCGCCAUGGAUCUGAUUCCCGAAGCCACACUUAUGGUUUUCACCGUAUUACCUAACGGAGACGUGGCGGCUGACCGGGCAAAAUACGCAAUCCCAACGUGCUUCAGAAACAAGGUGGGAAUUGAGUUCUCUGAGAAGAAAGUGCGACCCGGGAGAAAGGUGAACUUGGGAAUCAGAGCCGAAGCCGGAUCAUUAUGUUCCAUCCGCUCUGUGGAUAAAGGACUUUUGCUCCACCAGACUCAUGAAAAAAGCACACUGUCCUCCACUUUGGUUGAAAUAAUGUCAAGGAUGUUUCAGAUGGACAAAAAUGGCUUCCUGUAUGCGAUAGAAGACUUUGAGAAGUAUCCGUGCCUGGAGAGGGAAUCCCAGUCAACGUCAGAAGGCCUCAAGAUGGAGGCUCCAUGGUUCCAGAGUGAACCCGACGUAUAUAACUUGUUUAAGGGAAGUGGUCUCAAAAUAUUCACCAACACGAAGAUCCGUAAGCCGGUGUCAUGUUUGGUUUCGAAAUUCACUUUACGAAUGUUUAAUAAAAAACAGUCGUUCGUUGAGGAUACAGAUCCCCCUGUUAAUUCAAGUGAAGAGAAUCCAGAAGAUUUCCAGACGAGGACGUUCUUCCCAGACACGUGGUUAUAUGACCUGGUGGUUGUAGGACGACAGGGCCAUUCCCUGUUAAACGUGACAGCACCCGAUAGUAUCACCAAGUGGGUGACGGAUGCCUUCUGCCUCGGGAAGUCGGGCUUUGGAGAGAUAAAUGAUGUGGAACUCACCACUUUCAAGCCUUACUUCAUUGACUUGACCCUACCCUACUCCGUGGUCUUGGGAGAGGAGUUUCCGCUCACCGCCCUGGUCUUCAGCUAUCUAAAGCGGUGCAUGGUGGUGAUGGCGUCCCUUCCUGAUUCGAUGGAGUAUACUAUUGUCCAUGGUACAAAGAAGCAGUACAGCUGCCUCUGUGCAGAUCAGUCUAGCAGCUUUACCUGGAACGUAACUGCGACAAAAAUAGGGACCAUCAAAGUCCAGGUGAGAAGCACCACCUGGAAGCAAGAGGGAGGCUGCGUCGGAACGGACUUUGAGCAGAAAAAGAAAUAUCGUUCUGACUCAGUGGGAAAAAACAUCAAAGUGAAGCCCAGGGGGGUCCUAGAAGAACACACACAGACAUUCCUGCUUUGUCCAUCAGAUAACAGCAUACAAGAAGAAAUACCAUUAAAACUUCCGUAUAAUCUGGUGCCGGGCUCCGAGUAUGCGCAGAUCACGGUACUAGGUGACAUCAUGGGAAGUGCCAUUAAUAAUGUGGGGCAGUCCCUAAAAUUGCCCUUUGGAUGUGGUGAGCAGAAUAUGGUAAAUUUCGCUCCAAAUAUUCAUAUCAUGGAAUAUCUGCAGAGCACCAAGCAACUAACACCCCAACUUAGAGACACGGCUCUGGGAUAUCUAAUCACAGGGUACCAAAGACAGUUGCUGUUCAAACAUGACGAUGGCUCAUAUAGUGCAUUUGGCAAAAAAGACAUUGAGGGUAACACAUGGCUCACGGCGUUUGUGGUGAGAUCUUUCAGUCAAGCGCGAGAGCUCGUCUACAUAGAAGAAAAACACGUUCAAGAAGCCGUGACGUGGUUGAGCAGCCAGCAGUUGCCCAAUGGCUGCUUCCAAAGCGUUGGGACUUUGUUCAACAAUCAACUGAAGAGUGGAGUGGAUGAUGAAGUCACAUUUGCUGCCUACAUAACUAUCGCUCUACUGGAAAGUGGAAUUGUGUAUAAUAGUAGCGUUGUGGAGAACAGCUUGAAGUGCUUGAAGAAUGCGACAAACAAUGUAAACAACACCUAUAGCCAAGCUCUUCUGGCCUAUGCCUUUACGUUGACAGGAGACAGUAGUCUCAGACAUCAUAUGUUGGGUCUCUUGGAGAAGAAAGCAAUAAGGAAAGACGGAAGCAAGCACUGGGCUGUGGAGUCCAGCGACAGUGGAGGCAUUGAGGUGUCCUCGUAUGUUCUUCUGGCUUUACUCUCAGAUAAAACAGUUUCCCACAAAGAUAUUGAGGAGAGUUCACGUAUUGUCAGCUGGGUUAUCAAACAACAAAAUCCAUGGGGAGGAUUUGCUUCCACCCAGGACACUGUUGUGGCUCUUCAUGCUCUGUCUAAAUAUGCAAAAGCUACGUUUACCGAGAAUAGGGAUGUCAAAGUCAAAGUCCAUUCAAGUUCAGGGUUUCAAAAGCAUUUUGUCGUGGACAAGUACAAAAGUUUACUUCUUCAACAAGAACCACUGCCCGAUAUCCCGGGGACAUAUACAGUAGCAGCAACCGGGAGAGGCUGUGUGUAUGUACAGGCUCAUCUGAAAUACCAUGUCCUCCUUGCUAAAUCUGUUACUUAUUUUGCUCUGAUUGUGAGGACGCAGCCCACAGCCUGUCUCCUCGCAGCGCAGAAGAGCUUUGAGAUACUCGUGGAGGUCAGUUACUGUGGGAAUCGAAUUUCAUCAAACAUGGCGAUUGUGGAGGUAGAACUUCUAUCAGGAUUUAUAUCAUCUAAGGGAAGCAUUGAAAAGUUAGAGAAGAAUCCACUUGUGAAGAAAACCGAGGUGACUGCAGAAAAAGUCACAAUGUACUUGGAAGAGCUGAAGCAUGAAACAGAGCAGUUUUCCUUAUUCGUUGAGCAAGAAACUCCAGUGAAAAACCUGCAGCCAGCAAAUGUUCUGGUUUAUGAUUAUUAUGAUCCAGGUGAGCAUGCCGAGGCAGAGUAUAACUCUCCCUGCCGUAAAACACAAGAUCCGGUAAUAUUACUUUAGAGAUGAAGCCAAUAAAAGUGAAACAAUCCAACUUUGGGAUCCGUUUGUAAGCUGCAUAUGUCUUCUGUGUUUCUUUCUGAAAUAAGAGCAAUAAAAAGCACAAAACAUC